Molecule: messenger RNA, 1993 nt
Organism: Meleagris gallopavo (turkey)
Lineage: Eukaryota; Metazoa; Chordata; Aves; Galliformes; Phasianidae
Source: RefSeq, a predicted model, not a curated record
GUUUUUUUCUCUCCCCCAGAACCAUGUGAGGGACGUUGCUGGGACACAGGUCAUUCCCAGGAUGGAUCGGAGGAGGACCUGCCCUUGGGCACUGCGCUCCGAUGGCGAUGGCAGGUCAGCAUCUCUGCUCUGCCUCCUCCUGGCAUCGCUCUCCUGGAGUGCAUCCAGCAGCACCUCAUUCAGCACUUUCCAUUCCGAGCACCGGGACUGGACUUUCAACCACCUGACUGUCCACCAAAGCACCGGGGCCGUUUACGUCGGAGCCAUCAAUAGGGUUUACAAGCUUUCGGGUAACUUGACCAUUUUAGUGGCUCAUAAAACCGGUCCUGAGGAGGACAACAAAUCCUGCUACCCUCCCCUCAUCGUGCAGCCCUGCAGCGAGGUGCUGACCCUCACCAACAACGUCAACAAGCUGCUGAUCAUUGACUACUCCGAGAACCGGCUGCUGGCCUGUGGCAGCCUGUACCAAGGAGUGUGCAAACUGCUGCGCCUGGACGACCUGUUCAUCCUGGUGGAGCCCUCGCACAAGAAGGAGCAUUACCUGUCCAGUGUCAACAAGACAGGCACCAUGUAUGGCGUCAUCGUGCGCUCCGAGGGCGAGGAUGGGAAGCUCUUCAUUGGAACGGCAGUGGAUGGGAAGCAGGAUUAUUUCCCCACGCUCUCCAGCCGGAAGCUUCCCCGCGACCCAGAGUCGUCGGCGAUGUUGGAUUAUGAGCUCCACAGUGACUUUGUCUCGUCCCUCAUCAAAAUCCCCUCAGACACCUUGGCACUCAUUUCGCACUUUGAUAUCUUCUACAUCUACGGCUUUGCCAGUGGCAAUUUCGUGUAUUUUUUGACUGUCCAACCAGAGACCCCGGAGGGCGUCUCCAACUCUGCCAGUGACCUCUUCUACACAUCCCGCAUCGUCCGGCUCUGCAAAGAUGACCCCAAAUUCCACUCCUACGUCUCUCUGCCCUUUGGCUGCGUCAGGGGGGACACGGAGUACCGCCUGCUGCAGGCAGCCUACCUGUCGAAGCCAGGGGACGUGCUGGCCAAAUCCCUCAAUAUCACAGCCCAGGAGGAUGUCCUCUUUGCCAUUUUCUCCAAGGGACAGAAGCAGUACCAUCAGCCGCCGGAUGACUCCGCACUCUGUGUUUUCCCAAUUCGUGCUGUCAAUGCCCAGAUCAAAGACCGGCUGCAGUCUUGCUACCAGGGGGAGGGCAACCUGGAGCUCAACUGGCUGCUGGGAAAGGAUGUCCAGUGCACCAAAGCGCCUGUUCCAAUUGAUGACAAUUUCUGUGGGCUCGACAUCAACCAGCCCCUGGGUGGUUCAGUGCCAGUGGAUGGUGUGACACUCUUCACCUCUAGCCGGGACCGGAUGACUUCUGUUGCUUCAUACAUCUACAAUGGCUACAGCGUGGUGUUCGUGGGGACUAAAAAUGGCAAAGUGAAGAAGAUCCGAGCAGAUGGCCCUCCCCAUGGUGGAAUUCAGUAUGAGGUGGUGACAGUUUUCAAGGACGGGAGCCCAGUGCUCCGGGACAUGGCUUUCUCCAUUGACCACAAGUACCUGUACGUGAUGUCGGAGCGGCAGAGUGCCCUGACUGGAGCCUGAUGGCUGCAGGGAGUUGGUACCACGAGGAGGAGAGAGGCCCAAGCUGAGGCUGUGAGCAGUGAGAAGUGCCCUUGGAAGUACUGAGAAUGCACAGCUCAAAUGUGUUCUGCAGUCUGAAGAUCUGGAAUAAGAUGGAAUUCUGCCACAGUGAAGUGGCACCGGAGCAGCUGUGCUGAGCGUGAGCUGGGGAGGGCUGCCCACAGUCUGUGGUUUCUAAGAAAGAAAUAGGAUACGUGCCUAUGGCAAAACUGAUCCGAUAAACACUGCACUUCUGUGGGAUUCAGCAAGGAGAUGUGCUCCCAUGGCACAGACUGGGAGCAGUCCUGAGCUCCGUGCUGCUGUGGGGUGGGGAGCCAACCAUUGCAUGGGUGCAGCGUUCUGCCUGGCACUGUGGUUGUGCUC